Molecule: messenger RNA, 1158 nt
Organism: Haemonchus placei
Lineage: Eukaryota; Metazoa; Nematoda; Chromadorea; Rhabditida; Trichostrongylidae
Source: the annotation of a GenBank genome assembly
AUGAGGUUUAUCGUUCUGCUGAUCUUGUUGCUAGUUGUCUCAGCUUCUGGGACCCGCUUUGAACCUGAUCCCAAUGGAUAUGUCGUCUUUUGCCCUUGCAUGGGACGAUUUGGUAAUCAAGUCGAUCAGCUUCUCGGUGUUAUGCAAUUUACCAAAUAUCUGGAAAGGACAUUAGUGCUACCAAACUUCAUCGAAUACCCCUAUCCAGAUACAGUGAUGGUUCCAUUUGAAAGCAUUUUUCAAGUAGCUGAGAUUAGAAAAUACUUGAAAGCAAUAAGGAUGGUUGUGUUCCAACGUGAAGUCAUGCCUACGUUGUGGCCAAAGGGCAACAGAACUGCACUAUGCUGGAGUCCGCGGAAGUCGAUUUAUGACGAGGGUGCUCCAGUUGGUUGCCAUGCCAAAGAAGGAAAUCCCUUCGGUCCAUAUUGGGACAAAAUCGGCGUGUCUUUCGAACGUGAUGAAUAUUACGGAGACAUUCCCGGAGGGUACGAUCUAACAGUUCGCGGAUCGAAGACAGCCUGGCUGGAAAAAUUUCCGGCCUCCGAAUAUCCCGUGUUGGCAUUUCCGUCUCCUCCAGCUCCGUUUCCCUCACGUCCAAGUACUUGGGAAUUGCAAAGAUAUCUCAAGUGGUCUUCACGUAUCUCGGGUAAAGCUUCUCAGUUCAUCAAGGAAAAGCUUACUCGCCCUUUUGUUGGUAUUCAUCUGCGUAAUGACAACGACUGGAAUCGUGUAUGCGAACACAUACCGUCUACGUCUUCGAAUCAACCCUUGUUCGCUUCCAUGCAAUGUGACGGAGAAGAAUUUUACGAUGGCAAGCUGACGAAAGAGAUCUGUUCUCCUUCUCCGACCACUAUUAUUGACCAGGUGAUCGAUAUGGUCGGGAAAAUCGGUGCACGGUCGGUGUUCGUAUCAAGUGAUAGGGACCACAUGAUUGAGACUUUCAACGAUGCUCUUCAAGCUUACGAAAUAAAAGCCUAUCGACUCAAUCCCGAUGACGCCCUUGUGUCGCUGGCAGUCCUCGGUCAGGCAGAUCAUUUUAUCGGCAACUGUGUGUCAACAUUCUCCCAUUUUGUUCGGCGUGAAAGGACUUUCAGUAAACCGCUGAAACCAACAUCCUACUUUGGCAUCAUAGGUCACAAUCGACGGAUAGAACUUUAG